GCUACUGAUUGCACUCCUACUGGCGCUGGUCUUCCAUUACUUAUGGACGAUGUUCUUGUGGCGCCCGUACGUGGUAACGAAAGCUUUCGGCAAACAAGGGGUGAGAGGCCCUCCCUACGAGCUUUGGUUCGGGUCACUGAGGGAAAUCCAAAGCAUAAGAAGGGCUGCAAUGGAGGUCGUCUUGGACAUCGACGCCCAUGAUAUCACCACCAGAGUCCUCCCCCACUUUGGCAAAUGGAUAGCAGAAUACGGCGAGACGUUUUUGUUUUGGGUCGGAGCGCAGCCAUUGGUGUGCAUCAGCCAGCCGGAGAUGGUGAGGCAAGUCCUGGCGAGAAAGUUUGGCUUUUAUUCGAGGCUCGCUCCGUCGCCAGAGGCGCUGGCAUUGGUCGGCAAGGGGCUGGUGUAUAUAGAAGGGGCGGAAUGGGUGAGGCAUCGGCGAGUCGUCAACCCUGCUUUCUCCAUGGAUAAACUCAAGUUACUGACUACGACAAUGGCCGACUGUGUCAAGCUGAUGUUAGAAGGAUGGCAAGAAGCUGCCAGAGAAGGAAAGGAAGUAGAAGUGUCUGAACAAUUCCAAGUGGUGACAGCUGAUGUGAUUUCUCAUACUGCUUUCGGAAGCAGUUUUAAGGAGGGCAAGGAACUAUUUCUAGCACAGAAACAGAUGCUGAACCUCGUCACACAAAAUUUUCUCAAUGUUAACUUUCCCGGAUCCAGGUAUGUUCCGAGCAAGAAGAACCUCCAGACCUUGAAACUGAAGAAGAGAAUAAGGGGCAUGUUCAUGAACAUCAUAGAAGAUCGUCUGGCUCGUAGGGAUGCUGGCUGUAGCAGUAAUGACCUACUUGGAUUACUGUUGGAAUCUGAGAAAGUGCAAGCCGGCGAUCAGAAGCUGAACAUGGAGGAGAUCAUUGAUGAGUGCAAGACGUUCUUCUUGGCCGGCCAUGAGACCACUUCUCACUUGCUAACUUGGACAAUGUUCUUGCUCAGCUCAAACCCUGACUGGCAGCAGAAGCUCAGGGAGGAGGUGGACGAGGUGUGCGGGUUGGAAGUCCCAAAUGCAGACAUGAUCAGCAAUUUAAAGCUGAUGACUCUUGUUCUCCUCGAGAGCUUGCGGCUUUAUAGCCCGAUAGUGUUGCUGAGAAGAAAGGCUGCUAAAGAUAUGAUACUAGGGAACAUUAAGAUCAUGAAGGGCACCCUAUUGAUGAUGCCAAUAUCAAUAAUUCACAGGAACAAAGAGAUAUGGGGAGCUGAUGCGAACGAGUUCAAUCCACUUAGAUUCAAGAAUGGGAUCAGUAAGGCUGCCAAGAAUCCUAAUGCAUUUCUCACAUUUUCAAUCGGGCCAAGAGCAUGUAUAGGCCAAAACUUUGCCAUGUUGGAAGCAAAGACGGUGAUGGCAAUGAUACUCCAGAGGUUUUCAUUUAGUUUAUCACCCAACUACAAGCACGUACCCAUCGAUUCGGCUACCGUUGUGGUGCCUCAGUAUGGUCUUCCAAUUGUUCUCAAGGCUCUACAUUAAGAUUCCUCUUGGUGUUAGCUAGUGAACUUUGAUAUA
Molecule: messenger RNA, 1549 nt
Organism: Zingiber officinale
Lineage: Eukaryota; Viridiplantae; Streptophyta; Magnoliopsida; Zingiberales; Zingiberaceae
Product: cytochrome P450 709B1-like
Exons: 5
Coding region: 50-1513 (487 amino acids)
Molecular function (GO): heme binding; iron ion binding; oxidoreductase activity, acting on paired donors, with incorporation or reduction of molecular oxygen
Source: RefSeq, a predicted model, not a curated record